AAACAAGCGUCUGAACGACAGUGACGAGAGUAUUGGAACUCCAACUUCCUGUCAAAAUGGCUGAGAGAAAGUCACAAAACAAGUACUACCCCCCUGACUGGGACCCCAGCAAGGGCUCGGUCAACAAACAUUUUGGUCAACACCCCCUCCGUGACAGAGCAAAGAAGAUUUCACAGGGCAUUCUUGUCAUCAGAUUUGAAAUGCCCUACAACAUCUGGUGUGGGGGCUGCAACAGUCACAUAGGAAUGGGGGUGCGAUACAAUGCAGAGAAGAAGAAAGUUGGAAAAUACUAUUCCACUCCAAUCUGGCAAUUCCGAAUGAAAUGUCAUCUAUGUGAUAAUUAUUUUGAAAUCCAAACAGAUCCACAGCACCAUGACUAUGUAAUCACUAGUGGAGCCAGGAGGAAAGAACAAAGAUGGAAGCCUGAAGAAAAUGAACAAAUUGCAACAGAAGACAAAGCAGUUAUAAAGAAGAUGGCCAACGACCCGAUGUUUAAAUUGGAGCACACAAGUGAUGAUGUCAAGAAAUCCUCCAGCGUCCAGCUCAGCGUCGGUCAGCUAGAGAAGAAGAGGAGUGAAUUUCAGGAUGACUAUAGUCUCAACAAGCUGGCCAGGAGUAAAUUCAGGGAAGAAAAGAAAGCCCAAAAGAAGACACAGAUGGAGGAUAAGGAACUGCUACAGAAAUCCUCCCUCAAUAUCAGCCUGUUGCCAAAGUCGGAGGAGGACACCAAACUGGCCUCGCUCCUGAAGUACAAGUCCUUGGAGACUUAUGAUGAGAAACAAGCAGAGAGGAGGAGAGAGAUUGAGUCUCAGACUAUCUUCCAGCAAUCAUCCAACAAAGGAAAAGAUCUUGUGAGGCACAAACUUGCGGCUUCUAACAGCAAAAAUCUUGGGUUUACGACUGAAGCAAUAAAUUUCAAAACUCUAAAGGAGACUCAAAGAUUGCUUGGAAUACAGCGGAGAAAUAAAAAGAAUGCUCUUAGUAAACAGCAAUCUUUAAAAACACAAACUCUCAACAAAAACAGUGAUUGUCAAGAGAGACUGACAGCUGACAAAGGCAGUGUUAGAGACAGUGAUUGUCAAGCACCUGACAGUGAUAUGAACAGUGAUUGUCCAUUAAAGCUUGACACGGACAGAGACAGCACCAGUGAGAGAGACUCUAGUACAGGUCUAUCCAGCAGUGAAGGUGUUAGAACCACGGGGGCCUCAAACAUGGAUCAGUCUACAGACUCUUUAGACAUAUCGACAAAUGUAUCAACCUGUUCCAUCAAUACAUCUAGUCUCAGUCUUGUUGGAGUAUACCAGAAUAGUGAUUCGGAAUGUGAUUCCACAUAAAAUUAUGAAAGUUUUA
Molecule: messenger RNA, 1350 nt
Organism: Magallana angulata
Lineage: Eukaryota; Metazoa; Mollusca; Bivalvia; Ostreida; Ostreidae
Product: coiled-coil domain-containing protein 130 homolog
Exons: 7
Coding region: 57-1334 (425 amino acids)
Biological process (GO): mRNA splicing, via spliceosome
Cellular component (GO): post-mRNA release spliceosomal complex; U2-type spliceosomal complex
Source: RefSeq, a predicted model, not a curated record